Messenger RNA from Trichoderma virens Gv29-8, 279 nucleotides. RefSeq lists its product as uncharacterized. NCBI's taxonomy places the organism in Eukaryota, Fungi, Ascomycota, Sordariomycetes, Hypocreales, Hypocreaceae. The transcript has a single exon. Gene Ontology annotation, molecular function: DNA-binding transcription factor activity, RNA polymerase II-specific; RNA polymerase II cis-regulatory region sequence-specific DNA binding. The annotation marks the transcript as partial. Gene Ontology annotation, biological process: regulation of DNA-templated transcription. The record is from RefSeq and is a predicted model, not a curated record. Gene Ontology annotation, cellular component: nucleus.
CCUCCGGCUGUAGCUCCAGCGCUCAUCCCGAGCAACAGGCGCAGUAUGACGCCUCACGUCCCGGAUCAGCCAGUCAAGAAGCAAAGCAAGUGGUCUCCUGAAGAAGAUGCCAUCAUCAUUGAGUUGCGGGGCAGAGGAAUGAAAUGGGAAGAUGUUUCAAAGCGGCUCCCAGGACGCAGUGCCAUUAGCUGCCGGCUUCACUACCAGAACUACCUCGAGAGACGAAGUGAGUGGGAUGAGGAGCGCAAGAAUAAGCUUGCCAGGCUGUAUGAGAGGUAU